AUGGACUUUGACUUUGACUCCGAGCCGAAAACGCCUCCCCAACUGCCCCCAGCACCUCCAAUCCGUACAGUUUCCACAAACAACCCGAAAGUCACGUUCAAAGGACCCCAGACCUGGAGGGAGUCGAUUGGAAUGUUCAUGAUAAUGGCUCUGGCAUUGGUUGUGGCGAUCUCCAGUCUCAUCCUCCUCUGCUACGUGUGGAAGGACAAACAAGUCUACGAUCACAUCGUUGACUUCCUCGACAAAACCAUCCAAAUCUCCAAAAUCGCCGAACGCCCAUUCCUCGGAGUUUACCAGCUAUCGGAGAAGGAGCAUGAAGUGUUGGCAAGUGAGAGAACGUACAAAUGGUUUCUUCGUGGAUAUCUAUUAUCGGAACUCGGUGUCUUUUUCUUCGUCUUCCUCGCCGGAUUCCUCUACUUUUGCUUUGAUAUUUCCGGAGGGAAGGCCAAAGUUGUGUUCUGGAUAAUCAUCGCCACCGGCCUAAUCUACGCCGUCGUGCCCAUCCACAUCUUCACGUUCGUCCUAAUGCCCUACUCCUCGAUGCUUCCGAAUGCAACCGAAAAACUGCUAAACCACGCGAUACCUCACAACGUGGGUGGCAUUCAACAAAUGGAAAUGGGUCUCGGGUGCACAUUCGAUUUGAAUUUGUACGCGGCGAAUAGAAGAAAACUUAAUCCGAAUAACACGUGUGACCCUCAAAUCGAGUCCUCCUUCAUCCCACUCUACAUGCUCAUCACCCUCCUCGUUAUCCGUCUCACCCCAAUCGCCAUCGGUGUACUGUUAGCCGCCAAAAAGACGCCGUUGAGUGAAGGUGUCGCCCAAGUUGUGGAGAAGAUAAGGAAGAAUGAGAAGCGGAGGUUAUACGUUAAGAAGCAACAACGAACCACAACCACUUUUGAUGGGGACCAUGUGAGCAAGAGCACCACGUUCGGGAUUGAGGGUACACCGCCGAGAAUUACGUCAACUCCACUUCCGCCUGUACCGUCGCCAGCUCAGAUUGAUCAUAGCAUCAGGUAA
Caenorhabditis remanei is the source of this 1017-nucleotide messenger RNA. RefSeq lists its product as uncharacterized. The transcript is spliced from 7 exons. Bases 1 to 1017 code for a protein of 338 amino acids. Lineage: Eukaryota; Metazoa; Nematoda; Chromadorea; Rhabditida; Rhabditidae. The record is from RefSeq and is a predicted model, not a curated record.